Messenger RNA from Tetranychus urticae (two-spotted spider mite), 2148 nucleotides. RefSeq lists its product as uncharacterized. The record is from RefSeq and is a predicted model, not a curated record. Lineage: Eukaryota; Metazoa; Arthropoda; Arachnida; Trombidiformes; Tetranychidae.
UUCAUAUUUGUGUUACGAUAUUAUUUAUAAUUGUUUUUAUUGUUUUUUUCAAAAAUAUUUUCCCACAAGUAUUUCUACUCACCAUGUCAGUGCAUCUUGAACCUCAAAGUGAUGCCAAUGUUAUCGUCGGCCAUCACUUGGGAGGAUGGUUUGAGAUAGACAAAAGUCUAUUUUCCUCUGUCGUGACAUCGGUCGCCCCACUAUUCACAUCUGACCGUGAGGUCAAAAGGAUUUUAAUCCCCGACACCGUUUCUUUCUCAGUUUUUGUGGCCAUUAAAGGCAUGUUCCAUGGAGAUGAAAUCAAUGUAAAAGCAGAUGAAUUAAAUAUUUUCAAACUCCAACUUGCAAGCAUCGGUGUAAAAUUUCUACUCAUUUAUCGUGAUAGCUCAGUUGUGGAUAAUCAACCCAUCGUUAUUGGUAAACGCAUAGGCAAAUUCUGUCGAUCAGUUAUUCUUUGGCCAAGACAUUAUAGAGAACCAAAUGAUGAAAUCAAACCAUUUUACUCUGCAUAUGUUGCCAAUGAUCAUUUAUGUCAGGAAUUCAGACUUUACGAAAAUCAAGAUGCAGGGAAAAUUGUUGAUUAUUAUAAUAUUAAAUUUACACACGGAGAUUUCAAAAAGAAUCUCAUCUGUGUUGGUCCAAACAAUAAGACUUUUAAAGUCAAAAGAAAGAAAAUGAUAAAUUUAUCUACUUUGAAACUUAACACAUUCGAGCGAUAUGCAGGAGACAUAGAUUAUGUCGUCCUGCCCUUUAAGAUAUCAGAAUACACUUUUGAAAAAUUUAAAUCUCUUGUUCUGGAGGGAUCAUGUAAAGUUGUUAUGGAAAAGUUUGGGGAAUUCAAAGACGAACUCAACUUGAUUGGGAUUUCACUCGAAAUCGGAGAAAUUCUAUAUGAUGAAUAUAAAAAUCAAUAUAGAGUGUUAGCCAGAAAAGCCAAGAAAAUUCGUUUUAAAUCUAUUGAAUAUAUUUGUGAAUUCAAUCCUGGUUAUGCCUUCAACCCAGCUGAGGCCACGCAAGAACCAAUUGUGAAAAUUGCCAAAUUGAAUGAUGAGCAACCAGAACCAGAACCAGAACCAGAACCAGAACCAGAACCAGAACCAGAACCAGAACCAGAACCAGAACCAGAACCAGAACCAGAACCAAAACCAAAACCAAAACCAAAACCAGAUCAGAGCCAGAUCAGAGUCAAAAUCAGAGCCAUAGUAAGAGCCUGAUCCUACUAGAAAAAGAAGUUUAAUUUAAAUAUUGAAAAAGUUAAUUUAAUAAUUUUCAAAAAAUUCAGUUACUUACACGUUUGUAAUUUUUCCCAUUUCCUCACAAUUUCCCUCCCUUAUAAUCAUAAUAAAAUUUAAUUCAUUCAAAUACCUUUAAUUUUUCGGUUUACUUCUCAAAACAAUCUUAAAUGUUUAAAGUAACUCAGUUUUAUGUUGUUGUUUAUGUGAUAAGAAAACAUUCAUUUCUGUGUUUUCAGUAUUUUUAUUAAUAAGUUUAGUAGUGUCUCAAACUUGUAUCGAUUAAGGACCCAUUGAGAACGUGUCAACACUUAAAAAAGUUUAGUUUUAUCGUCAUCAUCCAUGGACAAGAAGAGCAGAAGCUAAUGAUUCGGAUGAUGCUCAUCAUCUUCUUCAUCGUCAUCUUCUUGUUUACUCAGCCUUAUCCUGUUGUUCCCCUGGCCAUCCUGGUAUAAUUACGCCUGCUUGCGGUGGUCGACGAGCCUCCAAUUCUUCAACUUCAAUCACCACAAUUCCUCCAAUAACUAGUAUCAAUGUUAAUAAUAACAGCUCUGCUUCCGCCAAAAAUGCAGUCAACAUCGGUUCAACAAAUACUACUGCCUCUGCCAAUGUGACCCAGACUCUUAUGACCAAUUCAACUAACACUAUGAGUCCAACAUCUUCAUCUUUUUCGGAUCCCAUUGAGUCUGAUUUUCAAUGUAUAUCUUUAAAUGUUAGACUUGAAUGUGAACUGAUUAUGAUUAGUGGACGUCGUACAAUUGUGGAGGAAAUUUUUCCAGAAAUUAUCGCAUCUCUCAUGGAUAGCAGGACGAAUGUCACAUGGAUUCAGGAUUCAAAGUACAUCAUUAGGUUUCCAUUGAAUGGCUAUUGCAAACUGAAUUCACUGCAAACUAUUUCAAGAUUAUUAAAUUAUGGA